AUGAUUAGAAUACAGAAAAAUCUCAGGAUCAAAGGGUUCUCUGGUCGUUGUGAAAUCCAUACUAGUAAUUACUUGAGACAAAAAGAAUUAAAUGAUGAUGAAUUACAACAAGAAUUAAAUAAAUUGUAUGAGUCACCUGUAUUCAAACAAUCACAUAAAUGGGAUGGUUCCACCAAGAAAUUAUCUCAAUCAAGUAUACCCAAUCGUUUAAACUUACAGGAUAAUCCAUUUGCAAGGUUAUUAGCUUCACCAGCUCGUCAAGAUCGUAUUUCCAAAAUUACUUAUCCAAGAGACAUAAUGUUGAGGUUUUCCACUGCAAAAGAUUUGGAAGAUGAUUCAUUAUGGCUAGUACCAAACCUAAAUAAUACAUAUAUGAAUUCUGAAAGUUCAUAUUUCCCAUUGGAUAGGAAAUUUAUACAUAAACAAUUCAAAAAAAGUCCAUUUUUCUUUGCACCAAUUGAAGUGUUGACAAAUGCAACUAAAGUUAAUGAUUUGAAAUCUUUGAAAUUUAAUAAGACUACUGAUUUAGUUGUCAAUCGAGAGUUCAUAACUGCGUUACAAGAAGAAUUACAAGAUAUUGAAAUUUCCCCAGAGGCUAACCCUAAUGAUUUAGUUAUACAUUUGGAAAAUAAAGUGGAAAAUGGAAUGAAUGUUGAUGAUCAAGGUAUAAUACAUAUUUCACUGAACUCUCUUGAUAUUCCCUCACCAAAUUAUAAUGAAUUUUUGGAAACUUUAACAAAAAUUUCAAAGAAUAAUCAAGUUAUAAUAAAACAUACAAAUAAAGAUUUCAUAGAUAUACUAAUAAGAUUAGUUUUAUAUAAUAAAUAA
Messenger RNA from Hansenula ciferrii, 828 nucleotides. It is a transcript of the gene RRG8, whose product is annotated as Rrg8p. The record is from RefSeq and is a predicted model, not a curated record. The transcript has a single exon. NCBI's taxonomy places the organism in Eukaryota, Fungi, Ascomycota, Saccharomycetes, Phaffomycetales, Wickerhamomycetaceae. The coding region runs from base 1 to 828 and encodes 275 amino acids.